Molecule: messenger RNA, 1200 nt
Organism: Microthlaspi erraticum
Lineage: Eukaryota; Viridiplantae; Streptophyta; Magnoliopsida; Brassicales; Brassicaceae
Source: the annotation of a GenBank genome assembly
AUGGAAGGUGGAGAAGAAGUGUCAGCGAGGAGGAACAGAGUCAUUGCUUUCUACAAGGCUACUCUCAACCAUCGCAACAGCUUCAAAAGUUUCAUCAAAGCUUGUGAGGACUACUUGGAAGUUUUAACGGGAAGGCUUGAGUACACUGGAGACGUACUCAGAUACCUUACGGAUACUCGUGCGGAGUUUGUUGCAGAAAUUGUGAAUCCUAUUGACAAAGAACGAUAUGCUGUGAAAGGAGACGACGAUGCUGGUUACGUAGUUGGUUGCUGUAGCAAAAUUGAUAAAGCAAAGCUGAUUUCUGGAACCAGAGUUACUCUUGAAAGUGAAACGUUGACGAUCAUGAGAAUCCUCCCUCCCAAGGUUAAUCCAUUGGUUUACAAUAUGCUGCAACAAGAAUGUGGAGAUGUUAACUACUCAGAUCUUGGUGGUCUAUCUAAACAAAUCAGAGAUCUGAAAGAUUGGAUCGAACGUCCUCUCAAAGAUCCUGAAAUCUUCAAACAAGUUGGAGUAAAACCUCCCAAGGGAGUGCUUCUCUAUGGACCUCCUGGUACCGGAAAGACAUUGUUAGCCAGAGCAAUCGCUAGCAACAAUAAAGACUUAACCUUUUUGACGGUUGUUUCGAGCGCGAUUGUAAGCAAAAUCAUGGGAAAUAGUUCAUUGUUGUUGAGAGAGAUGUUUAAAUAUGCUCGUGAUCAUCAACCUAGCAUCAUCUUUAUGGAUGAGAUUGAUGCUAUUGGAAGACGUCGAAGAUCCAGCGAAGGAGAAGUGAAGACUGAUGGAGAAUCUAGAGUGCUCUUCGAGCUUCUCUCUCAACUCGAUGGAUACGACGAGCUUGAAAAGGUGAAAGUGAUAAUGGCAACAAACAGACCUGAUGUUCUUGACCCUGCGCUUCUCCGACCUGGUAGGAUCGAUAAGAAGAUAAAGAUCCCGUUGCCUAAUGGAGAUUCUAGAUUGAGAAUCCUUGAGAUUCAUGCUUCUCGUAUAGCUAAACAAGGAGAGAUUGAUUACGAAAAUGUCGUCAGACUAUCUGAGGGAUUCAAUGGAGCAGAUAUGCGUAACAUAUGUACUGAAGCAGGGAUGUUUGCUAUACGUGCAGAGCGUGAUUACGUUGUCUCUGAAGAUUUCAUCAAGGCUGCAAGAAAACUAGGCGAAGCGAAGAAACUUGAGUCCAAUGCAGAGUACAAUGCUAAUUUCUGA